AUGAGUGCGAACCAGCGAGUGAGACCGAACCCGCCGAGCCAAGGGUCCGACUCGUCCGAGUCGGGCAUACACAACGAGUGGAUACUCGUCCUCGUCUUCGAGUCCCUGAAAUGGGACAUUCACACCCUCUGCCUGGCCUGUUUGGUCAACCGGAAGCUCCGAGCCAUCGCGGAACGGAUACUCUGGCGCAAACUCUGCGAGUACCGCGCGCCGCACAUGAUAGAGACAUUGGCCAACGGCGCGCUCAACGGCCGGUUCGCCGGUGGGUGGCACGCGCUGGCGAAGCUGAUGUUCUUUUGCUGUGGGUGUGAGUCAACUCGGCAUUUCAAGAUGAGUCGGCCCUCGCCGGGUCACUUCGUGAAGGCCUCGCGGUUUUCGAAGACGUCGGGUCGGAGCUUCCUGACCAAGAAGUGUCGAGGCGACCUGUUGUACGUGAGCGACCCGUGUGAGCACCCAAUGGGCGAGAAGGAAGAUGAUUUGGGGAUUUAUAGAGGGGUAUUUAAGGGAUUUAGAAGAUCGAGAACCAGGGCGUGCUUGAUUGGACGGCAAGUAGCGCUGGAGGAAAGGGUGACCUGUCCUUAUUGUGGGGCCCGCGUGUGGAGCAUGACCACGGCUCGUCUCGUCCCCAGGAGCGCCGCCAGGCGGCUCGGUUCGCACGAUGGCGGCUUGGACUACUUCGUGUGUCUGAAUGGGCACUUGUACGGCACGUGUUGGCUCGUGCCCUUAACCGAUGACGAGGGUUCUGAAGAGGAAGAGGAAGAGGAGGAUAACGAUGAAGAUAAAGAUUACGGCAGCGAUGAUAAUGGUGGGGUCCGUGUGAUUGAUUACGAUGAGGAUCGGACGGUCACCAAUGGGAUUGACCGAGUAAAAAUGGAGAUUUGA
Molecule: messenger RNA, 882 nt
Organism: Corylus avellana
Lineage: Eukaryota; Viridiplantae; Streptophyta; Magnoliopsida; Fagales; Betulaceae
Gene: EDL3
Product: EID1-like 3
Source: RefSeq, a predicted model, not a curated record